Molecule: messenger RNA, 2834 nt
Organism: Stylophora pistillata
Lineage: Eukaryota; Metazoa; Cnidaria; Anthozoa; Scleractinia; Pocilloporidae
Molecular function (GO): protein binding
Source: RefSeq, a predicted model, not a curated record
GACCUUUCUGGAGUUCAGUCUACCGCCGAUGCACUUCAUUCAAAAUCAAAUAUGGCGGCCGAGUUUGAGGAUCAUUUUCCAAGACUCGAAGAUUUAUGCAUAAGAUUCGUAUCUGCCAAGGGAAACCUCUGGAAUCCUAAAGUUUUCUUAGGAAUUCCUAGACAUCUACUUCUUCCAAUUUUGGAGAAAUUCCAACCUUUUGAUGUCGAGAGGCUUGAAGUCACUGGCAUUUUUCAAACUGUUGGACUUGACACAGAUCAACUUUGGAAAAAGUUUUACUUGCAUUGCUGGCCAAGAAAGAGUAAAUGGCCAGAUGUUUAUUUUACCAAAAAGGGGAUUCCAAAGGGAGGUGAGAGUUGGCGUAUCUGUUAUCUCCAAAGAUGUCUUCAAGAUUCCCUCAACUGCCAAGGUGAUCCUGAUAAAGAGAGAAGUUGCUCUUCUCGUGCAGAUUUCAAUGCGGACUGUAUCCCUUGUGACAGUGUUGUUCCUUCCAAAAACCAAAGCCUCAAAAACACUGUUGCACUUUGUGGAAGAUAUGCAACAUACUUGCGACUUUACAACUCAGCGGUCAUCUUACUGUUUGAGAAUCUGGACCUCUGUUUCAAACUUGUGGAUUAUAUAGAAUUUCUUGAGGUUUUCCUCUUAAGAAACAAUGGAGUCAAUCAGCUGUGUCAUCUUCUUCAGCUAUUAACUUCAAGGAGACUAAAAUCUGUUGGAUUUUGUUUUUCCAAAGUUUCGGGUGCAGAAUUAUGGGACAGGAUCUUUGACUCCUUGUCAACCAAAGGUCUUCCCAAUCAAACUUACGAAGAAGAAGACAACUUUAUCAGCACAUGUACAUGUACUUCCAGCCCAACCUCAAAACAUAAAGCACUCAUUGGAGAAAGCAAAUUGUCUGCCAAGCAAACUUGUAAUCAGUCAAAUUGUGGACACAGGAAGACUGCCUCAGAUGAAAUCUCAGGAGUUCAAGUUGAUUCUCUCUUGAAUGACUGUACAGACUUAAAUAAAGAAAUUACCCUUGAAUCUUCUCAUAAGAAUGAUGAUAUUGAUAUUUAUGCCUUUGAUGAGUGGAAUGACCUGCCUAAAACCCCUGAAAGUACUGUAAGCGUCUCUUUUAGAGGUUUCAAGGAGGGUGUAGGCGAUACUAAUUAUGUUUCACUGAGUUCAGAUCUCUAUGAUGAAGUUUUUGGUCAAAGCACCUGUAGACAGCCAAGUGACAUCAUGCCUACUAAACUUUUCCCUGGUGAAAUCCAAGGAUUGCAGCAAUCUUCAGAACCAUGUACAUGGGAUUCCACAAUAACCUGUUUUCCAAGGCAGACUUGUUUCCUGGUUCAUUUUGAGUUGGUAGGGUUUAGGCUUUACUCUGACCUUUUUGCAAUGUUUGUUCACACUCUUAAAACUUGGUUGGCCCUAGAAACAAUCAUUCUUCAAGAUAAUGGUCUUGAUCUUGUGUCAACACCUGGCAGGGAGUUCAUAGAAACACUUAGUUUUCUCUGCAAUAACGGAAGACUACAGAGUCUCCAAAUCACUGAUAACCCAGUUAGUGAUGACUUCACAAAACUCCUUUUUGAAAGACUUGUGGUCUCAUUGUGCUGUAAAUGUCACAAGGAUUGUAAUUGUAGUCUCAGAUAUUUAACCAAAUUGAAAUUCUCUUCCAACAAAGUUUCACCAGGUACAUCUGUGUAUUUUGGGAAGUCACUAGGAGAUGUAUGUCGAUGUAAUGUACCAGUAAGCAAGCAGUUUUUGGAAAAGAUGUUUGAUUCAGUAUUACCAUCAAGCGACUCUGCUAUGAGCACUGAAGAUUUGACUCACAAAUCCUUUAGUGAGCUGAAGAAUUCAUAUGUCAGUCAUUGUUUGGCUUGUCAGAGUGGUACCAGUGGCCGGAAAGUAACUUAUUCAACUGGCAGUUACAAUCAUGGUACCCAGAAACUACCGGUAGGGUGCAAAAUAAAUACUGAACCAACAGAGCCCACUGGAUCAACUGAAAGUUUCUCCCAAAAUAAGAACCCUUUGCUGUCUAAAAGUGGCAAAUGUGAUGUGUUUGUUGGCAUUCAAGUGAUGAAGUUGAGUUGUGUGGUUGGGCAGAAAGGUGCAACUUUCAUUGCAGAAGGACUAAAAAGAAACAGCACUCUUCAUUCCCUAAGUUUGACAGACUGUGACAUCAACACUGUUGGUCUUGCUAAGAUAUUCCAGGCAUUAUCAGAUAACAGUUCUGUGGAACAUUUGUGUGUAAAGGGCAAUCAUUAUGAUCCUGAAAGUGAUAACAGCCUUGCUGAGAUGCUUUCAUCCAAUAAUACAAUAACUGCACUGGACAUGAGCAGUUGUCAACUCAGAGGUUUAAGUAAAAACAUAAUUAUGGCACUGUGUGUUAACAAAACUCUGACCACCUUGAAGUUGGGAAGGAAUGGAUUACGUAAUAAUCAUGUAACUGCUGUGUUUGAAGUUUUCUCUCAUCCCAGCCAGCUAUCCAAAAUUGUGAAAUUAGACCUGAGUUUUAACCACAUCUCACCAGAAUCCCUGUCAGUAUUAGUUUCUUCACUUCAAAGCAUCAAGCCCAGAACACUUGAUGAACUCAAACUGACCCCAACUCUUCCUUGCUCAGGAUUCCAACAAGUUUUGCCAAGUCUGCAGUCAGUGGUAAAAAAUGUGAUGGUCAUUGACUACUUGCAUCAUGGCACUUUAUUUGCUGAUUAUGUCAGCCAAAUGUGAUCAGAGGAGUCUGGGAAUAUUUUCAUGAAUUUCCAAACUGUGUUCAGCAUAAGUGGUUUUAGUAUAAUUUCAGAGCUGAGCAAAGAGUUUCCAGCAAUCUGAUUGGUCGAGCGGUUCCUUAUAUGACG